CACAUUAAUCUCCACAACUUUAGCAAUUCUGUACUUGAGACCCUCAAUGAGCAGCGAAACCGCGGGCACUUCUGUGACGUGACUGUUCGGAUCCAUGGUAGCAUGCUGCGAGCUCACCGUUGUGUGCUGGCUGCAGGCAGCCCCUUCUUUCAGGACAAGCUGCUCCUGGGCUACAGUGACAUCGAGAUCCCCUCUGUGGUUUCUGUACAGUCCGUCCAGAAACUGAUUGACUUCAUGUACAGCGGUGUGCUGCGGGUCUCCCAGUCCGAGGCCCUGCAGAUCCUCACAGCUGCCAGCAUACUUCAGAUCAAGACCGUUAUCGACGAGUGCACCCGUAUUGUUUCACAAAAUGUUGGCAUUACUGGAUCUGGCAGCUUUUCCGUCGUCCCAGGUGACUCGGGGCAGGAGACGCCACGGGGAACUCCUGAGUCUGGCACGUCCGGUCCCAGUAGUGAUGCCGAAUCAGGCUACAUGCAAACAUCUCACCAGAGCCUUGACCGCGUUUAUUCCUCGCUUUAUUCCAGCUGUUCUGGGUUGGGCCUGCAAAACGGUACCCGUGGAAAUCGCUCCCACUAUGCCAGUGCCGCGGUGACAGCCAGCUAUGACUCACCCCUUCCACUACAGCAUAAGGAGGGAGGACAAGACCCGGCCUGGAUCACACGCAUCCACGAGCGUUCGCAGCAGAUGGAGCGCUUCCUGGCCACGUCGGAGACUACACACUGCCGUAAACAGCCUCGUCCCGUGAGGCUCCACACAGGUGAUAUUCACAUCAAGCAGGAGCAAGGGGACGAUUACAGCUGCUAUGGGCUUGAGGACUGCCGUGAGGACAGUGAACAGCUGGAGUGUGUCGAAAGUGAGCCCAAAGGCGAGAGCUUUGACUCCGGCGUCAGCUCUUCCAUUGGCACGGAAACGGAUUCUGUUGAGCAGCCUUUCUUGUCCGGGUUCACUCGAGACAACUGUCCAAAUAAAGGCCAGCAAGGUGAGCGUGGAACCCCUGUGCAGAUCGAGGUUAACGAUUCAUCUCCCGAGCAGACUCAAGAGUCGGUUGAAGACGGGAAUAGAAACGGUCCUUCUCAAGAGAGUGGUGAGCUUGGAGUCCAUCAGCCACCACAAGCCAACCUAACAGCACCACAGUCCAUGCCUGGUGGGCCAUACCUGCGGCCAGGUGAACCCCUUACCAGCAACCUGCGUAUGCCCCUCACCCUGACCAGCAACUCCCAGGUAAUGGGAACUGCAGGCAACACUUACUUGCCUACACUCUUUGCAACCCAGUCAGCCAGCGACAACAAGCCUUUCCUCUUCAGUCUGCCCCAGUCCAUUGGGAGUCAGCAGCCACAAUUUGUGGCAGUGCCCUCUCCCAGCAUGCCUCCAUUCCCCAGCGGACUGACAGUGCCACCAGUUGGAAGUCAGCAGCAAGGUGGUGCUGCAGUGGGACAGCAUGGGGAGAAGAAGCCCUACGCAUGCACUCUUUGUUGUAAGACCUUUACUGCCAAACAAAACUACGUGAAACACAUGUUUGUGCACACAGGUGAAAAGCCACACCAGUGCAGUAUCUGCUGGCGUUCGUUCUCGCUGAAGGAUUAUCUCAUCAAACACAUGGUUACACAUACAGGCGUCCGAGCAUACCAGUGCAGCAUCUGCAACAAACGCUUCACCCAGAAGAGCUCGCUCAACGUCCACAUGCGCUUGCACCGUGGAGAGAAGUCCUACGAGUGCUACAUCUGCAAGAAGAAGUUCUCCCACAAGACCCUGCUGGAGCGCCACAUGGCCCUGCACAGCACCGAAACCGGGGUCUCCGGGGUCAGUGCCGCCGGGAGUGCCGGAGGCCCCGCAUCCAUCCCGGUUCCGAUGGCUGUUCCCGAGCCGGGAGCGGGAGUGGUGGCUCUCGCCAUGCCGGUGGGAGCGGGCGGAGCAGGGGGUGGAGUCGGAAACACCGGAGUGGGCGUUGCUGCGGAAGCGAGCUGCCAGGAGGGGACCACCUACAUGUGCUCCGUGUGCCCUGUCAAGUUUGACCAAAUCGAGCACUUCAAUGACCACAUGCGCAAGCAUGUCUCCGACGGAUAAGUACAAAUAAAAAAAAAAAAACUUGCGUAAACAUGAAAUGAUAACAAAAACGGCACUAGAUUUUUUUUCUUAUAUUGGGGCAUGAAGAGUAAUGAGUAUAGACACUGGCACAUUAAGUUUUCUAGAAAAAAAGAAGCGUUUAAUUUCUUUUCUUUUUUUUGUCCUUGCUAUUCUUAAAGAAUAAAAAAGAUGGUGGCCUUAAGGCUGUGUAGUUGGAUAAUGAUCCACUGGCUGGAUCCAUACUACUGGCCUCUAAAUGUAUGCUUUCCUUAAAUACUGAUUUAUGUGUUGAACACUACCGAAAGGCCUGCGAAAGAACACACAAGAAAAAAAAAAAAUUCACAUGCACACACACACUCAGACAUAAACACAAACACAAAUACACAUACCCAUGCAUGCACCCACACGCACAAACUACUUAUACACACUUAUAUAUGGUAGAGGUAUUUUGUACGUAUGUGUAUUUGUGCAUGUGAGCGUGCGUGUGCACAAAAAUAAAUAUUGCAGUGAAUUUUUUUAACUUGUAGAUCUUUUCCCAUGUAGACCGCAUUGGACACUAUAAGCGUCCAAGCUUACUGUGGUAUAGAAUCAUAAAAGAAAAAAAAAGAAAAAGAGAUUUGGCUCUAGAUUCAUUCUAAAAUGAUGGUCACGUGUUUGCCUUUUUAUGUGCGAUAAGAAUAGGAGAGUUAUUAAAUUUGACACUGGGUUUUUAUUUAUUAUUAUGGCAUUGAGGGAUUAUGAUGUUGAUGUUGUCAAGGUACAAGCCAGUUUUACUAACUGUACUAAAAUGGGAAUUUUUGAGUGGCUUGAUGAAUGAAUGAUUAUUAUGAUUAUGACAUUUUCCUUUUCUCCCACCACACUCUUUUUUCCCCAAUAGUUCGGGUCAAGUUUACAAAAAAAAAAAAAAAAAAAAGUUUAUAAAUAACAGUAUUCGAGCAAAAACUUUGAAUGCCGUUAAUAAUUUCCAAUUCGUUUUGCAUACACUGCCACUAAGAAGACGACUGUUAGUUGACCUCUUCCGCUUCAAAACGAGAUGUGAUAAAGUUCUAUUUGCUCCAUGGAUUUUUUUGUUUUGUUUUGUUUUUUGGACAAAAAGAAAAAAGGAAAAUGGCAGAUUUUAGUAUGCAAACAGGCCCAGAAUCCAACGUAAUUGCUGCUCCUUGCGUGCUCACUUUGAGACUGUUAUCAGCUGUAGAAUCCAACAAUAUGUGGAUAUUUCUCUAAUAUUAUUAUUUCUCAGUGAACAUGGGAAACGUUAAGCUAUUUGGAGCCAUGGGCUAGAUUAGAUCAAAAGUGAACUGGACAGAAAUAACCUCCUAAAUGCAUAAAAAUAAUGUAUUUCCUGUUAGCGGCGACUACUAUGACUCAGUUGUUUGGGCCAGUGGGGUGACUAAAAUGCACUACUCCUGUUCCUAAAGCCCCGCCUAGUGGCUCAAACAGCCGUCCUUGUUUUUUGCCUGAUGGGAUAUACACAUAGGGGAGAGAGCAGGCGAAGGAUAUAGGGACACAAGGCAACAGAUAAAGAAACAUCUUCUGAACCACAAUAAAUUCAACACGGUCAUUCUUCUUUAAUAUACCACAGGGAGAAAACUCUCCAAACAAUAAGAAACAUUCCCAAUUUUACCGAUAUCUAGACAUUGUGUGUGUACUUCGGAAGUGAGUUGAGAAAGUUGUAUUUUUGGUGUUACGUCACUCGGAAGCUCUGUGUUCAUAUUUGGUUUCAUUAUACACGUAUUUUAUGGAUAUAAAAAGACUUAUCUGCCGUUCAACUGCAAUCUGGCAAUUUUGCUCACUUAUCUGAGUAGAUAUACUUUUGGAGUAUAGUUAAAAUGAUAACAAAAUGUAUCUAUCACAAUUUAUUUAGACUUUUUCCAUUUUGGAAUUUGGUCGCAUAAGUUGUAGGUUUGAAAAACAGUGCUACUUUGCACAUUUACUUCAAAAUCCUGUGCUUAAUAAACAUUGAAUUGUUUUACUUAAGAAAUUUAAUUCUAUGGUUUUCUUUUUUUCUUUUUUUUUUAUAAAGGAAAUAUCUUUUCUUAAAAGCUUGAUAAGAGGACUGCAUUGUUUUCUUGCAUAUAUGUUGCACUGCUUAAACCAAUAAGUGCACUACUGUUACCAGAGAUGUUCUAGUUUUUAGAGAUAAUCAUUUUUUAUCAAAUAUUUGGUUCUAUAGUUCACUUGUGUUUGAGUAGCUUUGUUCUUUUUUUGAUUAGAUGAUUAAAUGGCUUUUUAUUAUCACUUGCUAUUGUAUUUACUUUGUGCUGUUUAUGCAAGCGUUUUUUUCUUCUUCUUUAUUUAUAUUUAAACCAUUGUGAGCUUAUCCCUGGUCAGAUCCUAAUGAUGUAUUGCUUACACCACUUCCAUCCCUUCCCCCAUCCCAACACUAUCCCGAUGCAGUUAAUUCAUUGAAGCAAAUGCUCGGUUUUCUUCUCAUUAAUACCAAACGAAAAAAAAAAAAAUCAAAAAACAAAACAAACAAACAAAAAAAAAACAUCAAAAUCAAAAAAAAAAAAAAAAGAAAAAAAAAGAUUUGUAGUGUGUGCCUAAAUAUAUGAUAAAUGUCUUUUAGAACAAGUACGUUUCUACGAGAGGGUCAUUGUGCAAAGCUUUUUAGUGCUGUCUAGGGAUCAAGCACAUUUAUGUAUGUGUUUGUAUGAGCAUGUGUGUGUAUAUUCCUCUGGUAUGUCUCUAUGUGUGUGCUGUACAAUUUGUGAUGCCUGAACUGUAGGGCUUCCUUUGCAAUAUGCAGUACAGGUACGGCAACAGUGACAACAUUUCAUUUUACAAACUUAGGAGUGCAUUUGGUAACUUUCUCAAGAACAAUCAUUACUAUUUUCCCUACAAUAAAUGACACAAGGAACAUGAUGCUGUUAAGGCCCUUACUUUAAUUCUGAAUGAUACGAUCUGGCCUAACCCAGUGCUGUCAAAGUCAAUUCAACGACUUCAAUAUGCCUGUUGAAUAUUCUGUAUCAUUCUGCAGUGCUUCAAGACCAAACAUCGCUUUUUAACUCAAUUAUGCUGCAAAGUUUGGCCGCAGGCUGUGUUGUAUCAGUCUGAGGUGUUGCCUUAGACAAGCAUACGUGUUCGUUGGUCAUUUCCAGUCGAGUUGCAGAUCCCGAUCUUGUUUUACUUCAGCUUGGCGUACCAUUUUGACGGUUGUGUUGAGUAGCUAAAUGAUCUGUUGGUGGUUUGUGGCGGUGGUGGUGGUGGCGGUGAUGGUACAGUUGAUAGUCCAAAAAAAGCCUUGUCUCAUCCAUUUGUAGUUUUGUUGGUUGUGAAUCAUUUGUUGGUUCUAAAUGUUAUUUUUCCCAUUCAGUAACCGUCCAUAUUUGGAUUUAAAAUGCAGCAAAUCGCAGAAACUUGUCUUUAAAGAAGGUUCAGGCCAGCAUAAACGUUAACAUUUCGAUGCAUUAAAGCACUUAAUGAGCACUACCAGAGAGCGGGGUGGGAGGGAGGGGCUUACAUUGGCCAUCAGCUGUGUCUUUACAGAUAGCCUUAAUCAUGUUUGACUCAAGCGACCAAAUGCACUAUUGCUUGUGAAGGUGCUGUUGCAAUUUCUAGCGUUUAUUUUACACAAGGGAUAAAUAUUUAAGAGAAAGCAACCUUGCAAUACAGUAUUGGUAAAUUGUCUAGUGAAGGUUAUCAAGGACAUACAGCUACAUGCAAAUCGACAAUUUCUCUUGUCAUUUUGGUAUAGAUUCAUUCGGCCAUGCAUUUUAACCAUGCAUGGAGGCAACAGCAUCACCGGUCCUAGUAUCAGGCUUCAUAUAUUAAAGCCGUCUCAUCUCGCUUGUGUUGAAGUGCUAUGAGGCUUUAAUGUCCAAUAUUACCGUUACUCUGUGUUUGUUCAUAUGUAAAAAGGAAAAAGAACAGCGACAAAAAAAAUAUAAAAUAUUUUAUUUCACAGAGACUUUGUUUAGCCUAAAUUGUGUAGUUUGUGAAAGUGUACAAAUCUGCACGAAGAUGUUUAGACACAAUUCAGAUGCUUAAAUGUCAUAGUCUACUAUCCAUUGCAUCUAGACUGGACACCGUUCUUGUGGGUAAAAAGCACUAUGACGAUCACUUCUAUGGGUAGUUCAGAUAGACUUUUUACAUUACUUACAGUAUAUAUUUACAGUUCAUAAAUGUAGAGUUAGCUUUUAUUUUUGUUUUCUGCUUAAAAUUGUAAUUUUACAAUACAUGUUAAUUUUCUUCAGUGUACAGUAUAGACACAGCAUUCUCUUUGCUAUUACAGUAGGUUUUUGUUGUAGGACUACCACCUUUUUUUCUCCUUGCUUUUUAACAAAGGUACUUUUUUCAAAACAAAAAUCUUUAUUUAUAAAGAAUAUCUAUUCCUAGAGUAUAGGAUUGUGGGCACAGAAAAGACCUUGGAAAACAUCACCAAUAUCUACGUAGGAGCGGAAGAGGUGAAUAUUACUUGGAACAGUUGAAUGAUUGGUUGUGUUGUAUGCUCAGAGACUAAGCUUUUUCAUAACAUGCAAACUAUAUCAUGCAUCCUAUAAUACUGGUCUGAGAAAACCCCAGUGAAAUACUUCAGUCAGCCCAUUUCCCCCAUCUCCAUAUUUAAACAGUCAGCUUCAAUUUAACAUCGCUGCAUUGAAAUCUUUCAUCUUGCAGUUGUUUUCUUCUUCGAACAAACAAAGACUUAAUCUUCUUUCUACACAAUGGUCAGACUAAUUCAAAACAAGCUAGAGAAUCCAUGUCUUCAUCAGCAUCUACAACAGAUAGUACUGUAACCAAAACAACACCUAACACUGUACAUGUGGAAUUUUACAAUGCCUCUCCUUUGUAGAAAAAAAAAAUGAUGAAGUGCCUCUUUUUACAGAUCCAAGCUUAAGAAAGCUCACAAUAAUACUGUUAUUUUUAUUCUGUAAUAAUAAUACUUCACAAAACAGCAAAAACAAAACAAUAUUCACUGCCUAAAACAAAACACACACACACACACAAACAUAGUUUUUCAACUAUCGACAGAUCCCUCUAUGAGGCAAGCAUGAGGACUACCAGCAAUAAUAAUUACAAAAUAGAUCUGAAAUGUCACAAAAAGACUUUGACUUGUACCAUUUAAGGACCACUAAUAAGUAAGGGUGUUUUAUUGUGUUUUAACCCCUGAAAUCACCAAAAUGAAGCUUAUUUUAUACUACAAUAUACAGUGUUAUAUUGUGUCCAAAGUGCCCCUGUUAAAAUUAAUAAAUAAAAAAUGUUUGCAUACGUUUUAAUUUCACUUCAUAUUUUUCAAACCUGCCUUUAGAAUUUUAUAUGUCGCAUAUUUUAAAUGCCCUAUUGAAAAUGUCUGCCUUUUCAAUAUGCAUAUUAUUGGACAUUUGUGUAUGUGAACAAAACUAAACAAACAAACAAAAAAAUUGUUCUUCCUAUCCUAUUUCCUCUUCUUCCUCUCUAUUUCUAGGUUCUUUCCUAUAGAUGCUGAAUUUGCUUGAGAUGACGUCUUUCCUUUUAAAGAUGUUAAUGCUAUAUGCUUUUGAGCAGUUGUUGUUAUACAUAAUCAGCAUAAUAUUGUGUAUGCCGUAAUCAAUAUUGCGAUGGUUUAUGUGAAAAGAGGUCAUUGUUGUUCUGUGAUGAGAUUUGCGAGAUUUUACAGACUACUCUGUAAACUAGAGUAUAGAGACACAGUUUUUGAAGAAUAUAACAGAGAAACGAAUACAGUUUUAAUCUUUGUAGUCAGUAGACAAGCAUAUCAUAUGUUCAAUACCAAAUCCUUUUUUUUCACCAGAGGUUAGAUAUGUAAGCAUGCUUGUGAUUACACACUUUUCUAACACUUCUCUUUCUGCGUUACGGCUCUGAAUGGUAUUCACUAUUGAUUAUAUGAUAUUCUUCUGCUUGUAUCAUAGGCUCAAAUCCAAAGACAAAGCAUUUACUCUAUUUAUGACUACAGAGUUUGUUCGUUUGUUCAUUUGUUUUUCAGAAACAAUAGAAAAUGAUACAUAUAUUUACAGGACAAAGUACAAUACAGAUUUUAACAGGAGAAGCAAGCAAACAUAAACUAUCUUUAGAUGAAUCAUAUAUAUAUAUGUGUGCGUGUGUGUGUGUGUGUGUGUAUAUAUGAUGUUUCAGAUACAGAUACUGCAGUUUCCUUACUAAUCACACAAGGCAUACUUUUAAUAAUGAUGCUGACUACACAGUUUUAAACGAUGACAUGCAUAAUUCCCUGAUGUCAUUUACAUGUUGAGGAUCACUUUUUCUUGGCCUGAAAAACCUGAAAUGGUCCUAGUUAGGAUUUGGACUGAGAAAACAGCUAGUUUGCAUGCUUUUAGGGACACCCACAGUUUGCGACAAAGUCAUUUGCAAAAGUACUCAGUGGAUUGUAUUUAAGGGUCGGCAAGGAAUGGAGGGAUGGUGUUGCUUGUGCAGGGCUGAGAGGAGCGGUGACGCCAUUUUUUUAUCUGUGAGCUACAUGUUUUGUGCUUUCGCUGUCUUCCACAACCACUGUGUAUACACCCUAAAGCAUCAAUCUGUCCUGUUAAAAUUGAAUCUCAUCUGCCUCUCUGUCAAGUUUGAUGCAUGGCACCUCAGUUCACCAGUAACAGUGUGUUUUUAUAUAAUUAAUCAAACAAUUAAUCAA
Molecule: messenger RNA, 8641 nt
Organism: Cyprinus carpio (common carp)
Lineage: Eukaryota; Metazoa; Chordata; Actinopteri; Cypriniformes; Cyprinidae
Gene: zbtb20
Product: zinc finger and BTB domain-containing protein 20
Exons: 2
Coding region: 103-2064 (653 amino acids)
Biological process (GO): regulation of immune system process; regulation of cytokine production; negative regulation of transcription by RNA polymerase II
Molecular function (GO): protein binding
Source: RefSeq, a predicted model, not a curated record